Molecule: messenger RNA, 522 nt
Organism: Ilyonectria robusta
Lineage: Eukaryota; Fungi; Ascomycota; Sordariomycetes; Hypocreales; Nectriaceae
Exons: 4
Coding region: 1-522 (173 amino acids)
Source: RefSeq, a predicted model, not a curated record
AUGCAGAACCCAGAAGUCUACCGUUUCUCACAAACACCAUUCGUGCCGAAUAGCAGGCUGCCGGUACUCAUAUACCGGAAUGUCCUGCCCCAGCCGCACCAAAAAGAGACGGCGAAGCAGUUUCUCGAAAACAAUCAAUGGCUUAGAGGGGGAACCUUCGGGGCUUUCUCUCGACACCACUUUCAUCCCAACACGCACGAAUGCUAUGCUGUGUUCCAGGGGUCAUCUACGCUAUUGAUCGGAGUGGGCCCAACGGAAGAUGAAAAGGGAGGGCAGAAAGUUCUCAUGGAAGCAGGCGACGUGAUUAUCCUUCCGGCCGGGGUUUCGCAUUGCACCCAAGAUAUACAUGAAGAUUACAAGUAUCUCGGCGUAUAUCCCAAAGGCUCACAAAAGUGGAAGAAUGAGUGGUGUAAAGAUGGAGGGAGAUGCUCAUCCUUGAGAGAAGAAGCCGAGUCGGUCCCUACCCCAGAAUGGGAUCCUGUUCACGGCCUUAAGGGCCCUCUCAGUAAGCUGUGGGCUUGA